UCUCACAAUGUGAGGAUGAUAUUGCAUCUAAAUUAUUCGGCGAUCUUUCAGAUGGAAAAGAGAUUAAUAGUUUUGCUUCUUCUUUAUGGGAAGUAUCAAUCUCUAAGCCUAAUGCUUGUAUUCAACCGCAAGAACGUCGACAACCUCCACAAAGGCGGGCAGUCAAUGCAACGGGUGACCCAUACCCAACUAUGGUCAUAGAAAUUGGUAGCACAGAAAGCCUAAACAGUUUGCAUGAGCUGGCAACAGGAUAUUUUUCUCCACGCACCAAUAUUCAAAUGUAUCUGGCCAUCAAGCUCUUUCCCCGUCGUCUGGAUCGGACCUUUGCAUUGCUCGCAUUGUUUUACAGACGUGACCAACCGAAUCCAACUGUACCUUGUAUCGCAAAGUCCUUUGGGACUGCAAAUCUUCAUAUCUCCACAACAAGGUUUCUUUUGAAUAUUCCGAAUUUUCCGGCUAACAGUCUUACUGGCGUCGGAUGUGGACAAGUUGCUUGCGAUGGUCCUAAUUUGCCGGACUAUCAACUCGCUAUUCCUACCAACUUACUUUUUGACGAUGUUCCUACUGGCGUACCAAAUGGAACACCUAAUGAUUUCUUCAUAGAUUUAUGGGAUAUACAACGUGCAUAUAGUCGUGCAUUACGAAGAUGA
Acaulospora morrowiae is the source of this 650-nucleotide messenger RNA. Lineage: Eukaryota; Fungi; Glomeromycota; Glomeromycetes; Diversisporales; Acaulosporaceae. The record is from the annotation of a GenBank genome assembly.